Messenger RNA from Paramecium octaurelia, 450 nucleotides. NCBI's taxonomy places the organism in Eukaryota, Ciliophora, Oligohymenophorea, Peniculida, Parameciidae. The record is from the annotation of a GenBank genome assembly.
AUGGAGCCUUAUUUAAAAGAUAAAUUUGCAGUUCAAGGAACUUUUUUAUCAUCAGAUUGCUUUCUAAUUUUGACAGAGGGCACAAUAUACAUUUAUGAUAGUGAAAAAGCCUAUAGUAAUGGAGAGAUUCCAGCAGAAAUACUCAAUCUCAAAAUGUAUAAAAUUUAAAUUGCCCAAAAAGAGGGUAAAGUUCUAACUUUAGUUAAUAUCAAGAAUUAAGAGAAAUAAUAUGUCUUUUAUAGUAAUAGGAGAGAAUAAAUAGAUGUAUUAUCACAUAAUAUUACUUAGUGUUGGUACAAUAUGAUGAAAAAAUGGAAAGAAUAAUAUGAAUAGUUCUUGCAAAAUGUUAAUGAACAAAAAAUUGAUGUUGUUCCUUUUGAGAUGAUGGAAUUAAAAUAUUCAAUUGAUUUAAAAAAUGAUUCACUUGAUUCCGCAUUAAUUUAAUAAUGA